UGAGUCGGUUUUAUAUUAAAAUACUAUGACGGCAAGCGACCGACUUCAAAACAUGGCGGUGAUGGACGUUGAUCACCACGAUUGAUUGCUUAUAUUAAUGGUGUCUAUUGGAAAACAGAGGAGGAGUAGCUUUUUGUUGUCAAUUAGAUUGGUCUGUAUCUCUGACUCUGAGAAUUGUCGCAACGUAGAAUUACAAUCUUGCAAGGCAAGGGAGCUUUACAUGUGUAUGUCAAAGGUGGCGAAUCCGAGAGACGAGGGGGAGCGGACAACGAGGAGGGUUGAAGGUGAUGAGAUAAGGGAGGUCGAUGAAUGGCUCUUUUAUCGGCCUUACCAGACGACACAAAGUGGAAGUAGUAGUUCAAGUGCGGCGCCGGCAAUGCUCUCGGUGCUUAACAGAGAGAGGGAGAUGUCAGCGAUGGUGUCGGCUUUGAGACAUGUCGUGUCUGGGGAGGUGGCUGAUGUGUCGGAUUUGACACCACCGAGCGUGCCUUCUCCUCCUUCUGGGACUUCUUAUUCUUCCGGUUCGCCAUUUGUUGAAGUUGGGCGGAAGAGAGAACGGGAAGAUGUGGGUGGCGGUGGAGAGCUGCGUGAACCGGUUACAACGCUUUGUACAGCUUUCGGUGACUUCACACAUGGAGGCUCUGGCUCAUCAUCUGGUGUGAGAGCGACAGAAGGCACAAGCACAAGGACAAGCACGGCAACACCAACACAAACAACAUUGUCUCCAACGUACGAAUACAGCAGAGAAAUCCCUACCGCAGAACCAAGAAGAAGAUACAGGGGAGUGAGACAGAGACCAUGGGGAAAAUGGGCAGCCGAGAUAAGAGACCCAUUCAAAGCUGCCAGAGUCUGGUUAGGCACAUUCGAAACAGCUGAAGCCGCCGCCCUAGCCUACGACGAAGCCGCCCUCCGGUUCAAAGGCAACAAGGCAAAACUCAACUUCCCCGAAAAUGUCACACUCCGGCAGCCAUCCGCAAGUUCUCCGAUGACCCAGUUGGCCACUUCGGAUUCUCGAAGUACCCUUUUUGCCAUUCCAACAUCCACCGCGCCGAUCGUUCACUCUCAGGCACUUGACCAUUUGCAUGGCGCUCAGGCUUAUUCAAGAAACGUCUUUGACUAUUCCAAUCAGUUGGUUGAUUUUCAGAGGCAGCCCGUGAGCCUUUACGAUCAUAUGUUUUUGACAUCCUCAAUGGCUUCUCAUUUUCAGUCUUCUCCUUCAUCAAUAUCGUCUUCCUCGCUUGCUUCUUCUGUUUCUUCAUCUUCUCCUCCGCCACCCCCAUCACUUCCUCUGUUUCACCCGGUUCCCCAUGGGCCGGGUCCUGCCCCAGAUUUUCCAGCCCUUGACUGGCCCGGUCCUGGUCACCAUACUCCUCCCACUGGAUAAUUUUCUUCUGAAAAAAAAAAAUUUAAUAAAUAAAUAAAUUCGUUCGUGUAUUCUUAGUUUGAUUAUUAUUAGUCAUGGACUUUUGGCUUA
Molecule: messenger RNA, 1474 nt
Organism: Alnus glutinosa
Lineage: Eukaryota; Viridiplantae; Streptophyta; Magnoliopsida; Fagales; Betulaceae
Product: ethylene-responsive transcription factor ABR1-like
Exons: 2
Coding region: 98-1384 (428 amino acids)
Biological process (GO): regulation of DNA-templated transcription; ethylene-activated signaling pathway
Molecular function (GO): DNA binding; DNA-binding transcription factor activity
Source: RefSeq, a predicted model, not a curated record